Marasmius oreades (fairy-ring Marasmius) is the source of this 1071-nucleotide messenger RNA. RefSeq lists its product as uncharacterized. Gene Ontology annotation, biological process: DNA repair. Bases 1 to 1071 code for a protein of 356 amino acids. NCBI's taxonomy places the organism in Eukaryota, Fungi, Basidiomycota, Agaricomycetes, Agaricales, Marasmiaceae. The record is from RefSeq and is a predicted model, not a curated record. The transcript is spliced from 8 exons. Gene Ontology annotation, molecular function: ATP-dependent polydeoxyribonucleotide 5'-hydroxyl-kinase activity; polynucleotide 3'-phosphatase activity; double-stranded DNA binding.
AUGGAAGGAAGUCCCAUCGGUGGGCGCUUGAGAGCUUGCGCUGUCGGUACCGAACUCCGUCAACGAGUGAAGCUCGCAAACCCUACAUUCACAUACAUUCUAUCUCCUGCAGCAGCUCUCAGACCAUUCGACAGCCUGACAUAUCUCACGAGAUUAUACUCUCAGAAUACAUUCUUGCCAAGGAAUUGCGAGUUGGCGAGGAACCAAAAGUUAUUCUCAGAAGUUGGAAAGGCCGGAACUGACUUAAUGGUCGACCAGCCACACGGGGAACACUCAGAAGAAACUAAGGAGAAAGUCGUUCUCAUUCUGGUGGGAUUGAUUGGAUCCGGAAAGAGUACCUUUGCGGAAGCUUUAGCAAGGCACUUUGCGAAUUUCCAGAGGUGCAGUCAAGACGACCUCGGAGAUAGACAAGCAGUAGAAGAACUUGCCCGUCAGUCGUUAAGACAAGGCUUGUCGGUCUGUAUAGAUCGUACCAAUUUUAACGCUUCACAACGGCGGUAUUGGAUUGACAUUGCUCGCGAAUUCCCUGGAACUUCAAUAUGGGUCAUUGUUUUCAAUACACCGUAUGAGGAAUGUGCCGCCAGGAUCAGGAAACGUGUUUCGCACCCCACUAUUAAGAAUGUCGAGCAGGGGAUAUCUGUUCUGGCGCGAUUCGCUUCUGACUUCCGGACGCCCCAAGCUGAGGAGGGAUUUGACCGAAUGAUAUCCAUUGAAACAAUGUCUUACCUUGAACCUGUUUACUCUCGAACGGACGUCGCGGAUAUCCUCAAACGACUUCGUGAUUCACCACAGUUGUAUUCUCCCAGAAUUAUCAUCGCUUCUUCGCAUCUCGCAAUCCCGAAUAACGCUGUAGGCCGUGGCCCUUUCGAUACACUGACUAUGUUUUUGGGAAGAAAUUCAGACUAUCCUAUGCCGCAAAAUAGUCACAGGCGGCCGCAGCAUCAUCGUGGACGAGGCAGAAGGGGAGCCUGGCAACCUUCGGCCAUGGGAAGUUCGUCACCGCGCAUUCACAACGACACACUCCCUGAAAGGAGGCAAGGUGGCCCUACUUAUUUUCAGAGCGUCGAUUGA